UAGAAGAUACAUGUGGACAUGCGAGGUCAUCCAGGACUAGGAUACCGUUAUCAAAUUGUGCAGUCGCAGUGGCCGGGUUGUUAUUUCCUUAUCAGGAAACCAAUAGAGAGCCAUCUUUUUCCAAAUAGUCGUCAUUCGUCUUUAAAUGUCGUUUGACAUAAGAUUCUGGAUGAAACACCGAUAUCGGACUUGAAACUACAACACUUAUGGUAUGUUGUGUGGGGAAAUAAUUAGAUCACCAAAUCGAAGUCCAUACGCUACACUUCUUUCGUCUCUUUAUCCUAUAAUGACUGCUGCUGUUAUCGAAGAAGACAAUUUGCUUGAAAAUGGACGCUCGAGUUAUGAAAAUCCUAACUAUCAUUUGUCUGGAACACGCAAUUUAGCACUUGAUGAUGCAUUAAAUUCAAACUUGACAUCUUCUACAGACUCAUCUGCUGGAUUUAACAUAAAUGGAGAAUGUGUAUUAUACUCAGAUCUAUUAUGUCGCGAUUUUGAAAGCGUAUGCAAUAUUAAUGAGGAUAAUAUAAACAGAAGACGAUACAAAUCUCUUGACCUAGGAUCGAUGGGAGUUGAUAUUAUGACAACUGGUGGAACAUAUUGGAAUAAGACAAUGAACAUUACGAAUAAUUCCCCUUCUAAUAAUAAGCAAGACUAUACUAACAUAAAUAACCAGAAUCACCAAAGACAAAAACCUUAUGUUAAACCAGAUUUAAUAGAAGAAUCUGAACUAAUUAAGCAUAAGGGAGGGAACAUUAAUGAAAAGCGAUCACCGCCAAAUACAUUACAGUUAAAUAAAAAGGAUUCAUCAUGUAUAAAUAAUGAUAUACAGCAUGUUCAAGGGGAUUUAAACAAUGAUUUAUAUGCAGUUCCAAUGAAAACAAAGUCUUCAGAUCAUUUGAAGGAACAGUUACCAGCUGGAUGGGAAAAACAUGAAGAUGAUGAUGGGCCUUAUUAUUGGCAUAUCAAAAGUGGAACCAUUCAAAGAGAAAUACCCGAAUACAGUGGAAAAAAUGAACCAAAAACUCCAUUAGUGAAAGAUGCAGAAUAUGUGUUAAACAGUUUUCAAAGUAGUGGAGGAUUAGUGAGUUCUGUGACAAGAAGUACAACAAGUUCAGCUCUUGAAAACUUAUGCUACCAGAAAAACAAAAAAGAGGAAAUGGCCUACAAGAGGAGAAGUUAUCCAGCUCGCAUUGAAAAUGAAAACAAAGGAAUACGAUUUGCAGUACGCUCUCUAGGAUGGGUUGAAAUAUGUGAAGAGGAUUUGACACCAGAAAGAAGUAGCAAAGCGGUUAAUAAAUGCAUUGUUGAUUUGUCACUUGGAAGAAACGAUUUUAUUGAUAAUGUUGGUCGUUGGGGUGAUGGGAAAGAUUUAUUUAUGGAUUUAGAUGAAGGUGCAUUGAAAUUAAUUGAUCCUGAAAAUCUAACUGUGUUGAAUACUCAACCUAUACACACAAUCAGAGUUUGGGGAGUUGGGAGAGACAAUGGCAGAGAAAGAGAUUUUGCAUAUGUGGCUCGAGAUAGAAUUACUAGACAGCAUAUGUGUCAUGUAUUUAGAUGUGAUAUGCCUGCUCGUACUAUUGCAAACACAUUAAGAGACAUUUGUAAAAAAAUUAUGAUUGAGCGAAGUUUGCAGCAAAAUCUAUCAAGACCAACAGAUUUAAGUUGUGUUACCAAAAUGAAUCAACCCAUAAGACCAACAAAUCUUCCUUUAGAAUAUCGCAAGCGUAGAAGUUAUAGAGGAAGUUAUACAUCAGCUAACACUAUAAUUCAACCAUUCCCCACGCCAAUGGAAGAGCCUCGUAAAGUAAUACAUGCAACAUAUUUGGGUUCAACUGAAGUUUCUAGACCAUCUGGAAUGGAUAUUUUAAAUGAAGCUAUACAAACACUGAAAAGCUCAGAAUUUACAUUACCUCAAUCAGUAACAGUAGCGGUUGCCCCUUCAAUGAUUACUAUUCAACAAGAAAAUGAUGAAGAAGACCAAGUAGUCGAAUGCCGUGUUAGAUACUUAUCAUUUUUGGGAAUAGGAAAAGAUGUUAAACAGUGUGCUUUCAUAAUGCAUACAACACAAGAUUUAUUUAUUGCCCAUGUAUUUGAGUGUGAUCAAUCUGCUGCAACAUUAUGUAAAACUAUAGAAGCAGCUUGUAAAUUACGAUACCAAAAGUGUUUGGAUGCGCAUCCACAAGGGAUGAAUCCAAAUUUAUCUUUAAGUCAUAAUAUAAAUAACCAAAAUUUAAACAAUAUAUCAAGAAAAGGUAUUAGUUCAACUUUAAAGUCAUUAGUUGGUACAAUAACUGGACGUAAAAUGAAAUUGACUCAAUCCGAGGAAUUAUUAAAUUCUGAAGUACGUGAAGUAAUACCACAUAGACAUUUGCAGUCACCUCAUACAAUUAAAUACUAUGCUCUUUCAACAAGCAUCAAUUGGAUAAGUGUUGUGGGGUUAGAAAUACAUGCACAAUUACAAAGUAAAUCUAAACUAUUUAGUGCAGCUGGAAAUCAAUUUAAUUCUUCAGCUAAUACUCAGGUAGCAUUAUUUGAUGCUGCAAUUCCUGGAACACUUCCAGUUUUAAAUAAAAGAUGUGUUGAAGCAGCUGUUCUUACUGCAAUGGCUUUAAAUUGUAAUUUGAAUACAAUAUCAUUAUUUGAUCGCAAACAUUAUUAUUAUGCAGAUAUGCCGGCAGGAUAUCAAAUUACUCAGCAAAAUAAACCAUUAGCUGUAAAUGGUGAACUUUCAUUUUAUGUUGCUGAUGAAAAUAUUAAUAAAGAAAUUUAUAGUAAAACUUCAAUUAUUAAACAAAUUCAAUUAGAACAAGAUAGUGGGAGAAUAAUAAAUGAUACAUACUCUCAAACAUCACUAGUUGAUUUGAACCGAGCAGGAAUAGGUUUAAUAGAAUUAGUAUUUGAACCUGAUCUUUGUAAUGGUUUAGAGGCAUCUUCUCUUGUAAAAGAACUGCUACUUAUUUUUGAAUGUAUAAAAACGUGUUCUUGUAAAAUGGAAGAGGGUGCAUUACGAGUGGAUGCCAAUGUUUCUAUCAAAAAUGGUGAGCAAAUGGGUAUAAGAACUGAAAUUAAAAAUUUGGGAAGUGUUCGAGCUGUACAUUUAGCUGUUGAUUAUGAAAUUCGACGUCAAAUAAACUUGAUAAAAGCAGGGAAAGAAAUAAUCAAUGAAACCAGAGGAUGGGAUUCUGUUUCUAACAAAACAAUAUCUAUGAGAGAUAAAGAGGUUUUACAAGAUUAUAGAUUUAUGCCAGAACCAAAUUUAUUGCCUUUAAAUUUAAAUGUGAUUGAUUUAAAUAAAUUGAAAUCAUCUAUUCCUGAGUUACCUAAAGUUACACGCAUAAGAUUAAUGGAAAAACAUGGCCUUAAUUUACGAAAAGCAUACAUUUUAAUGAAUCAACCAGUUUUAUUAUCAUUAUUUUUUGAAAUCAUGAAUGAAAAUCCUUCUAGAAAUUCGUCAAGAGUAUGGAAUAUACUGACAAUUGAAUUUUUAGCUGAACUAAAUAAAGUAAAUCUUGCACCCAGUCAAUGUAAAUUGUCAUUCAGUUCUAUUGGAGAAGUAAUAGAUUUACUAGAAAAUGAAACUCUGAAUCUAGAUUAUGCUCGAAAAGUAAUUGAAAAAUUAAUUAUGAAUACAAAUUUAUCCCCAUUGAAGAUCGUGAUGGAAAAUAACUGGAGACAAAUCACAAAUGAAAAUGAAAUAAUUGAACUUUGUAAAGAAGCUAUGCUUGAUUUACCAAAAGCAGUUAAAGAUUAUAGAAAAGGGAAAAUCCAAGCUAUCAAAGCUUUAAUAGGAUCAAUAGCCAAAAAAACGAAUAAACGUGCUAAUUUAGCUCUUGUUUCUAAAAAAUUAGAAGAAUUUUUAAAUAAUAAUAAAUAAUUUUUUACUUUA
Daktulosphaira vitifoliae (grape phylloxera) is the source of this 3886-nucleotide messenger RNA. RefSeq lists its product as uncharacterized. Gene Ontology annotation, molecular function: amyloid-beta binding; carbon-nitrogen ligase activity, with glutamine as amido-N-donor; transcription factor binding. Gene Ontology annotation, cellular component: cytoplasm; nucleus. The transcript is spliced from 25 exons. Gene Ontology annotation, biological process: regulation of DNA-templated transcription. The record is from RefSeq and is a predicted model, not a curated record. NCBI's taxonomy places the organism in Eukaryota, Metazoa, Arthropoda, Insecta, Hemiptera, Phylloxeridae. Bases 212 to 3874 code for a protein of 1220 amino acids.